Panicum virgatum (switchgrass) is the source of this 1547-nucleotide messenger RNA. RefSeq names its product GDSL esterase/lipase At1g71250-like. The transcript has 3 exons. The coding region runs from base 322 to 1476 and encodes 384 amino acids. The record is from RefSeq and is a predicted model, not a curated record. Gene Ontology annotation, molecular function: hydrolase activity, acting on ester bonds. NCBI's taxonomy places the organism in Eukaryota, Viridiplantae, Streptophyta, Magnoliopsida, Poales, Poaceae.
CCAACGAAAGUCAAAGAUCAGACAAGCCAAAGAUCAUCUGCCAUUCACCCAUUAAAUGGGGAGGGCGAGAGGCGGAUUGGCGGGAGAGACGGGACUUGAGAAAGAGAGCCAGAGACCGAGAGAAAGAAGAGAGGCCGAGAGGGAGAAAAAAAAAGGCCAGCUCGGUCGGGCCGGUAUCUUUUAUUGCCGGGCCUUUACAUUUGGGCUUUGGCGGGGUAAAGACAUCUGGGCCAAGUUGUUAGCUGAACAGCCCCGUCGGACGGCGCGUCUUCAACCUCGCCGCGAACGCCAGCUACCGGUUCGCGCCACAACGCCCCCGGCAUGGCGCUCCUCCUCCUCUUCCUCUCCGUCCUACUCUGCUUCGACGCCGCCGUGGCUGGGUCAUCUCGUUCUCCGGCCACCGAGCUCUUCGUCCUCGGCGACUCCACCGUCAGCUGCGCAGCCAGCAUUCUCCCCCUCAACCUCACCGCACCCUCCCUCCCCGCCGGCCCGUGCCUCUUCCCCUCCGCGCGCCGCCUCCUCCCCGACCACCUCGCCGCCAAGAUGGGGCUCCCAGCGCCGCCCCACAUCUCCACCCUCAACGGCACCGCGGCCGCCGCGGCGAGGGGCGUCAACUUCGGCGGCCAGUACGGCGACCGCGGGAUGUUCCGCAUGGGCGCCGUCGGGCAGCAGCUCCGCCUGGCCGCCGAGACGCUGCAGCUGCUGCAGCUCGAGGCGGGCACUCCGCAGGACGCCUCCGCCGCCGCGGCGGGCGCGGUGUUCGUCCUGUCCUUCGGCACCGACGCCUACGCGCGGCUGCUCGCGCGCGGGUCCGCCGAGGCCGACGCCGCCGCGCCCAAGCACGGCCGCCGCGGGCUCGGGCGCCUCCUCGCCGACCGCAUCGCCCGCGCCGUCUCAGAGCUGUACGAGGCGGACGUGAGGAGGGUGGCGGUGAUGGGGGUGGCGCCGCUGGGGUGCGCGCCGCGCGUCAUGUGGGAGGGGACGCGCGCUCUGGACGGCGGCCGCGGCGGCUGCGUGGAGGAGGCGAACGAGCUGAUCCAGGGGUACAACGCCAGGCUCGCGGAGAGGCUGGACGACCUGCGGCCGGAGCUGCCUGGCGCCGCCGUCGUGUUCUGCGACGUGUACAGGGGGAUGAUGGAGAUCCUCUCCAAUCCCGGCAGAUACGGGUUGGAGGAGACGAGGGAGGCGUGCUGCGGACUGGGCCCGUUCAAGGCGACGGUGGGGUGCCUGAGCAAGGAGAUGGCGUGCGGCGCGGCGGCGGCGGCGCGGCACGUGUGGUGGGAUCUCUACAGCCCCACCGAGGCCGUAGACGCUCUCGUCGCCAACUGGUCGUGGGGGCGGUCGCCGGCGGAUUCGGCCUCCGGCUCCGGUGCGACGAUGAGCAGCAUCUGCAGCCCCAUCUCUUUGCAGCAGCUGGCAGCUGCUGAGGCGCCGCCGGCGGACUCCAGUAGUACGGAUAUAUCAACACGUAGUUAAGAGCAUCACUAACAAUCUUACUAUCACUGAUUGCAGGCUCCUUUGAAACCUCCAUGUGAAGCCACCUAGAA